Messenger RNA from Uloborus diversus, 1002 nucleotides. RefSeq lists its product as uncharacterized. The record is from RefSeq and is a predicted model, not a curated record. NCBI's taxonomy places the organism in Eukaryota, Metazoa, Arthropoda, Arachnida, Araneae, Uloboridae. Bases 1 to 1002 code for a protein of 333 amino acids. The transcript is spliced from 8 exons.
AUGCGUCCGCUAGUGGUUACGUUCGCAGGUUUCUUGUUGAUUGCCGGCUCCGUGUGGGCUGAGGAUGAGGAGUUUUCCCACACCGAAACUGUGUUUGCCGUUACCCGCUGCCGAGCGGCCUGCCUUGAUGAGUUCAGCCAUAUCAUCCGUAACGAAGAGACUUGCAAAAAAGAAACUGAAUGUUUCAUGUGCUGGGAGACAUGCAAAAUGCUGAACGAGAACUACAAACUGUGGGGACCUAUGUGUGCAAUUAGAGAUAUUUGUAGCCCAGGAUGCGCCUUUGCUUGCAAAUCUAUUGAGUCAUAUUCAGAUUACGGAAAAUCCAAUCCUUCAGUUGUGAAUCUGAAAAGUGUAUAUGACCCUGAGCGCAACUAUGUAAACAUUGAAUGGAUCACUGAACAAGAUAUACAGAGCGAAGGAGCAAUUUUGUAUGUUUUGCUUCUUAAAGAUUCAAAUCAAUUUUGGCGUGUUAUAUCUCAGACAACAUCUCACAUUUUGAAAGUCAGAAAGGCUUACCUUGACCAAGACACCAUUAUUCGUUUGCUUGGUGUGAAUUCAACAGAAGUAGUCUCCGACACUGCAGUCUCCUUCUUGGAUAGUUUGUUGCUGGCACCUAUGGCUCCUGCUGCAUAUAUGCAAAGCAGCAACACCACAUGGAAGCCACACAUGCAAUCUAUUGAGCUCUUUGACUCAUUCAAUAAACUUCUCCAAGCAACCAUUAGCUGGCCAAAAAUGAAUGGUUUUGAACCUCUGAAAUACGAAGUUUUGUGGAACGUUAUUGACUCGUUGGACAUUACCGGUCAUUUAUACAUAACAACUAACACGGCUGUUAUUACGCUUUGGCAAGACUCUAUUUAUUCAAUUCAGGUUAAGUGCUUCUCUGCCUUCUCAGAAAAACUUAUAACUCAAAGUGAAUUUUUGAUAAUUGAUACUCAUUCUCAACAAUAUGCUGAAAGUUCAGCUUCUGUUUCACCAUGUUUCAAGGGCUCCACGUGCGUCUAA